UCCAAGUACUAAUCUAUAUUUAUCAGGUGGUUGUUUCACAACACUUUCUUGCGCCGGACACACCAGUGUGACCUUAAUGGCACCCCCGAGUCGACAGAAGGAGCUGGAAGCGCAGGUCGAUGAGCUCAGGGGUCAAGUGGAGGGGCUGACGAAGCGGAAUGCGGCCGACAAGGCGCAGAUGCAAACGGCGAUCGAAAUGGAAAAACGCCUGCGUACGCAACACAUGACGGAAGCCAGCGAAGCUCGAGCCAAAGCCGACGAGUUGCUUCAGGUCACCACGACGCUGCAGCAAGACAAGGACGAGCUCGAGAUCGCCAUCUCCGCGGCCCGUGCCAACGAGCAGCAAAUGCUGGACGCGUACAACGCGCUGGACGUCCAACUGCGGGAAACGUACGCCAUGUACCAGGAGCUCGAGGGGCACAACCACAGCCAAGCCGCGAUGAUCCAGAAACUGCAAGACCAAGUAGACCGAGCGGCCAUUGCCGAGACCACGUACCAAGCCGAGCUGACCGCGGCCGUCACCCGCGCCAACGAACUCGAAGUCCAGUGGACGCAGAACCAAUCGGCGGUGGACGACUCGACCGCGAAUUUACGCGCGGAAUUGGCCGACCGCGACGAACGCAUGAAAGCGCACAAGUUGGAGCAUCAGUCGCAGCUCCUGGAGGUAGAAGCAACGUUAGACCGCGUGCAGAGCGAGCUCGCAGCCUCGAAGGCCCACGCGGGGAGCCUCGAGAAGGAGUUGGGGGCCGUGCACCACACGACCGACCGCGACGCUGCGAGUGCCGCCAUCAAAGAACUGCAAGAGGAAGUAUUUAGGACGUCGACGGCGCUGGUGGCGCAAGGAGAGACGCUGCUCACCCUCACGGAGACACACAACAAAGUCAAGGGGGCGCUCCAAGUAGCCAAGAAGGACGUCGGGGAUGCAAGGGCGCUGCUCCUUCGGGGCAUUUCCGGACCGGAAGUCGAUGUGAGCUUGUAUCAGCACGUGCGCCUGGAAGAGCUGGUUCGACUUCGUCUCAAGGCCGAAGUGGACAUGGAAGCGGUGCUGGACGGCAACGGCGGCGGCAGUGGCGGUGGCUCGGAGGCAGAACUUCAGUCCGACUUGGGGCUUGGCAUGGGCAGUCUGGGGAAAUUGGAGCGCGAAAUGCGGCUGUUGCGCAGUCGAAACAAACGCUUGAGCGACCGCACCGUGGAUCUGGAGAGCGAGUUGUCGACGGCGGUGGCGGCGAUGGACGACGUGAAGGCGCUUAAGGAGAAGACGGCGGAAUUGGCCGGACGCCAGCGCACCGAGAAGGAGCUGCGCGCGCGGACGGACGCCGCGCUCGUGGAAGCAAACGAGAAGAUUGUCGCGCUGUCGGAGCAUAUUGAAAAGCUUAUGGUGCAUCUCAAGCACGAGGCCGCGGCGAAAGCGAAAGCGCUGGAGGCGCUCAAGGCCGUGGAAGCCGAUCGCCGCGACUUGGCCGACGCGUCGGCCACGCUGACCAAGAAGACCAACGCCAAGGAUCGAGUGAUCUCGGAGCUGCAGCAAGGCAGCAAGAUCCUCGAAGACCAGCUCCGCCUGAUGGACGAAAAGUACAUUGAACUCCGCAACAAAUUGGACUGGACCCGCACGACGUCUCAGAAAGACGUACGUCGUGGCGUCUUUGUUUCGUCGUUUGAAAGAUGUUGUCGAGGUAGACCAGACGGCUUCAACAUGAGCUCAACACACUGCGGUGCAAGUGGCAGCUAGCUAUGGACACGGGCCAACUGCCCACGGACCAAGUCACGUCGUCUGUCCUCAAACCUCUGAAAAAAAUGGUCACUUUGGGGGGCUCCGCCUCCGACUCGAAAGUCUCGUCGAACAACCGAGACAGCUCGUCCACCUCACCGGCGGCUAACCAGGGGGGCGGGGCAAAGUCCCCCCCUUCGGCAAAACGAACGACGUUCGACAUCCCGAAACUGCCGCAACCUGCCAGCGAAGAUGGCAUGCCCUGGUCCGACGCCAAGCUCGGCAUGCUGCAGAAACAACUCGACCGAAACCACCCACGAACUUAAACAAACAAGUCAGCGAACCACUCUCGUUAACGCGUGGCAAUUUUGAAACUGCUUGUCGGUGGCGUCGUCCUUCUCGGCCGUGUGGUCGAGACCGCUAAACGUUACCCACUGGCCCAUCGUCCGGACACUGCCGACAGUGUACUUGUCGUCGUCGGGGCUAGGGGGCUCGCCCAUGUUGAAUCCAAGCACACGUCGGAUGCGAAAGUAGCUGUUCUUCUGUCGAAUUAGGAGCUUCGCCAUAGCAGGAUCCUUUGUCGCAUGGGUCGAGGAUGGAUGCAGGGGGUGCUGCACGCGACGCGUGUAGCUUUCCCACACCACGUCAGUUGAGGGCGAGUAGAAGUCGUAGCCGCGGGUCCACCACCGCACGGCGCGGUAGUAAGCAAGACCUUCCCAGACAAACUCAACGUUGGCGUCGGAUGGUGCGGCGGUCAGGGCGGCUAUCGAGCCAAAGUGGAAAUCCUCAGAAUAUUGCGCGACCAAACGUGGGGUGUCGGGGUCUCGGGGCUCGGGGAUCAACACGGGGGGGUUGAACGCCACCACCGCGAUGUUCGACCGCUCAGACGUGAUGCGACCGGUGCACAGGAUCGCAUGUUGGGAUGGGUCCACUGACCACGACUUGGCGCGGACGGCUGGCGGCGCAAAGCUGAGGAUGGCCUUGGGGUUGCCGA
Messenger RNA from Aphanomyces astaci, 2702 nucleotides. RefSeq lists its product as hypothetical. NCBI's taxonomy places the organism in Eukaryota, Oomycota, Saprolegniomycetes, Saprolegniales, Verrucalvaceae. The transcript has 3 exons. The record is from RefSeq and is a predicted model, not a curated record. Bases 77 to 1729 code for a protein of 550 amino acids.